Molecule: messenger RNA, 1677 nt
Organism: Entamoeba invadens IP1
Lineage: Eukaryota; Evosea; Mastigamoebida; Endamoebidae
Exons: 1
Coding region: 1-1677 (558 amino acids)
Biological process (GO): monoatomic anion transport; transmembrane transport
Cellular component (GO): plasma membrane
Molecular function (GO): mechanosensitive monoatomic ion channel activity
Source: RefSeq, a predicted model, not a curated record
AUGAAUGUAUAUUUUGUCCUAAUCAAUGUCUUGCUUUUCUUUUUAGGGACGGCAAACGUCUCGCUGUCGGUGGUCUUCAGCUUUUCGACGUAUUUACUUUUCUCCGUCAAGUUGUUCCACUUUCCAUUGUACUUUGGAUUAAUGUGCUUUACUUUAGAAAUUGCACUUGACGUGUUUCACUUCACGCGUCGUUCGCUGGAGAAUGUGCAAAACGGGUAUAAAAUCAAGAUGGUAUCUAUUGGGCGUUGUUCUGUUAUUGUCAUGACAUUUGGUGUCUCAUUGAUUUUGUUUUGUGUAUUGAUGGCAAGACUUUGGGAAGGGAUUUACACCAUUGUUGUGAGGUUACAUGCCGUUUUUAUUGUCUUACCUUUACUCGCAAUAGGUUCAAAUGUAUUGUCCCAUUUCAUUUCGACGAAAAUUAACAUCUCACAGUUGGCGCCGCAGUUCAACAGCGUUUUCAAGAAAGAGAUGUUCAUUAAAUAUGUCAUGAAAAACGACGAGCCAAAUCCCGUUGAGGAAAAGUUUUGGAUGACGCACAACUACAAGUGGAAAGACAUGGUGAAUGAGUGGGUGGAAUGGGGUUCCAAGAAAAGCGAAGAAAACUUUGGGAAGAAGGGGAAAGCGCUGUAUGACCAUUUACUCCUUUUUGAAAAGUAUGUCAAAAUGAAGUACGAGAAAAUUACCCCCGUCGAUCAGAUCAUUCUUUCAGACUUGACACAAGAGAAGGUGGGUGAUGGUUCUACGUUCAUGAAACAGGAGAAUGAGAUUGACUUGACCGUGUUAUUAAAAAGUGUCACAAAAAGGGGGUUUUACGAAAAGGAGAGUCUGAGUGCGAUGAACGCUCUAUUCAAACGCGACGAGAUUAAAGUCUCAGAUUGCGUCGACGCAUUUUCCGAGAUCAGCACAACAAAGGAAUUGCUCAAAAGAAAAGUCUGUGAUGAAGAGAAUAUUGCAGCAGUUAUUUCGCGAAUAUCAAACAUUUUUGCUGUUCUCAUUUCGUUGGUUGUGUUAUGUCUGGCCUUUGGUCUACCACUUGUUGACAACUUGAUGCCCGUGUGCACGUUCUUCUUAGGUUUUUCGUUUAUAUUUGGGGAUUAUUUGAGGAGGAUGUGGGAGAGUCUCGUGUUGGUAUUGUUUUUGAGACCAUUUGAUAUUGGAGACAGAAUAUCGGUUGGGUCAGACGAUGUUGUUAUCGUCGACGCGAUAAAUGUACUCAACACAAUCACACACGAACCAAAUGGAAAGCAAGUAUUCAUACCAAACGACUACAUUUACAAAAACGUUGUCAAACAGCACAAACGAGCACCAUUCUACACUGUCGAGCUGUACAUAGACAUCAACUUGGACACUGAUCUCGGAAAAGUCGAUAAUGUAAAAAAGGCACUUGAAGAAUUUGUAAAGAUAAACACUGAAUUUGAGUGGUCGCAAUGCCCUUUCUUUGACUUGUACGACCUAAAACCAAACAAUAAGGCGCAGGUCAUUGUUUGGAUUGAAAUUUACGAUAUUUCAUACAACGACCCCACUAAAUUUAUUGAGGCGAGAAAACUCAUCAUCAUGGAAAUCAUGCGAGAAAUGCUGAAGAACAAUAUCGAGUUUUCAAUCAACGAACAACCACUUGACGUAAAAAUCCGCCCGCCACUACCCGAUUUAAUACCUCAAACGCAAGUCAAAAUAUGA